UUUCUUUGUUCUUCUCUUCUUUUUCUUUUUUUUUUUUUUAAUCAAAAAUCGUGCUUUUCUCUUUGUAUAUUAAUAAUUAGUGCCGAUAGUGUAUUGUGGAUAUAUUGAUAAUAUAGUUUUAUAUAUUUUGUUUUUAUAUAAAAGCAAAAAAAAAAAAAAACAAAAAAAAAACAAGAAAAUAAUAAGAAGAAAAAAUAUCGGGAAUGAAAAAAAGGAAUGUGUGGAAAAGAAAGAAAAUUGACUUAAAAUUGUUUUCAAAGUCAUUUACAUUUGUUUAUUAUACUUGAAAAGAAAUUUUGUACGAGGAAAAAUAUUAUCAUUUUCCCCCCCUCUUUUCGUUUUUGGUAAUUUUAACACUUAUUAACCCCCCAAGCCCCCCACUUCUGCCCUUUCAACAAAUUUCUUUUCACCAACUUCCAGUUGUGAAAAGAAAUUUACAACUUGUAGUUUAUCUUAAAGACUAACAUUGUUUGGAAUAAAAAUUCAUCAGUGUCAGAAAAUAUCCAAGAUACACGAGUUAUGACUGAUGUCAAUGGCCUAAAAUCUAAAGAAAAACCGGAAGUUCAAAAAAUUCUUGCCAAUCAUGAUGUUAUGUACGUACAUGGAUUCAAGGAGAGUGUUGUGUCAACUCUUCUCAUUUAUUUGACCUAUAUUAUCACUGGUGGAUUAUUAAGACUGAUUUUUCACUGGUAUCCGUAUUUUCAACUUUAUGCUACACACAAAAAAUGUCCAUUGAAUGAAGCCACGAAACUUCUUAUUAUUAGUAAUUAUCAAGAAAAGCACAAGACAUAUUUUGUCAAAAAUGUGCUGACAAUAUCGACAAAAAAUUUAGGAAAAAAUUCAGUUGCAAAAUUAUUAAAUACUGAUGAUCGGAAAUUAAUAAAAAAUAUCGAGGGAAAAAAAUUGAAUUUUCACUUAGAUAAUGGUUCACAUAAAAAUAUUAUAGAAUAUAAAGCAUUUUGGUACAAGAAACAAUGUUUUAUAUGGGACGAAGAAACAUGUCAAUUCUCCAAAUUAAUUGGCCUCGAAAAAUAUGUCCAAAAUUCAGAACUUCAUCUUGGUAAUAAACAGGGAUUAUCAAAAGAUGAACAACUAUUGAGGAGAAUUACCUAUGGCUACAAUGAAAUAAUUGUACCCGUCACUAGUAUUGGUGUUCUAAUUGUUUUGGAAAUUUUAAAUCCAUUUUAUAUUUUCCAAAUUUUCACUCUGAUUUUGUGGUUCUCGUCAUUUUAUUAUUAUUACGCCACUGCUAUUGUUUUUAUGUCAAUUGGAGGAAUUACGACAUCAGUUAUCGAAACUCGGAAGAACCAAAUAAAUCUACGUAAUACUGUCGCUUCUACGGAGACUGUUCGUGUUUUACGUGAAAAUGGGGAAUUUGAAAGUGUUUCUAGUGCAGAAUUGGUACCAGGUGACGUCAUAGAACUCCCAAGAUUUCAGGGCUUGGUCGUUUGUGACGCAGUUUUACUAACUGGCAAUUGUAUCGUCAAUGAAUCGAUGCUCACAGGUGAAUCAGUGCCAGUUACAAAAACUCCAUUGCCACAUGAUCAUACAUUUUAUAAUUCUAAAGAUUGUGCUCAUCAUACACUUUACUCAGGAACACUUAUCAUUCAAACAAGAUAUUAUAGAGAUAAACCUGUAUUAGCUAGAGUAAUUAGAACUGGUCUGCAAACAAGUAAAGGCAGUUUAGUUGCUGCAAUUCUCUAUCCACCGCCAGCCGAUUUUAAAUUUGAUCAGGAUUCAUAUAAAUUCAUUGGAAUUCUUUCAAUUAUCGCAGCACUUGGUUCUAUUUACGCAUUAGUCAGUAAGAUAUCAAGAGGAUUUUCAGCAUGGGUAACAGCGGUAAAAUCACUAGAUUUAAUAACAAUAGUAAUUCCCCCUGCUCUGCCAGCAGCGAUGACAGUUGGAAAAAUUUAUGCCCAAUCGAGAUUAAAAAAGCGACAAAUUUAUUGUAUCAAUAAUCGAGUUAUAAAUGUUGCCGGAAGUAUUAAUUGUGCCUGCUUCGAUAAGACCGGAACUCUUACCGAAGAUGGAUUAGAUAUGUGGGGUGUGGUUCCAAGUGUAAAUAAUGAAUUUGAAGAGGUUGAGAAAAAUGUACCAAAGUUGAUGAAUCAUCAUAUUUUUCAAGGAAUGCUGGUAUGCCAUAGCUUGACGCUAAUUGAAGGCGAACUUUGUGGUGAUCCUUUAGAUGUUAAGAUGUUUGAAAGUACCGGAUGGACUUUAGAGGAGCCAGAAGUUGAGGACACUAGUAAAUACGAUCUUCUGGCGCCUACAAUAGUGAAACCACCGGAAUGCGCAAAUUUCACUGAAUUUACAAAUAAUGAAAUUGCCGAAAUUGGAAUAAUUAAUCAGUAUCAAUUUUCUAGUUCUCUGCAACGUAUGUCUGUGAUAGUUAGAAUUUUAGGUUCGAAAAAUUUUAAAGUUUAUACAAAGGGCUCACCGGAAAUGAUUCUUAGUCUCAGUCGUCCCGAAACUGUGCCCAAGGGAAUAAUGGAUGAUUUGAAGAAAUACACUGAACAAGGAUAUCGUGUCAUUGCAAUUGGAUCUGCAACUCUCGACUAUUCUUACGCGAAAAUACAACGAUUGUCGAGGGAAAUGGUCGAGAAAGAUCUGGAAUUCCUCGGAUUCGUGAUUUUUGAUAAUCGAUUAAAGGAGCCGACAAUUGGGGUUAUAAAGAGUUUGAGAGACGCGAAUAUUCAUGUGCUGAUGAUUACAGGUGACAAUAUUCAAACGGCGGUCAGUGUUGCUAAAGAAUGCGGAAUUGUCUCACACGAUGAGACAGUAAUUAAUGUCACUGCAGUACCUGGCGAUGAGAAAUCACCACCAAAAAUAUUUUUCAACGCUCAAUGGCUUCCGGUCAAACUUAGUCAAAUGGAGGAGUCGAUAAAGAAGGCGUUUGAGAGUGUCGAGAAAAAAGUGCAAAUAGAGAAAAAUUAUAGAUUUGCCUUGACUGGUCAAACAUGGCAAUUAAUAAAUGAAUAUUAUCCGGAAAUUUUGCCAAAAAUUUGCGUUAGAGGCGCAGUAUUUGCACGAAUGACAAGUGAUCAAAAACAACAAUUAGUCGUUCAAUUAAUGCAACUUGGAUAUUAUGCAGUCAUGUGUGGAGAUGGCGCCAAUGAUUGUGGUGCGUUGAAAGCCGCACACGUAGGGAUUUCCCUAUCGGAAGCAGAAUCAAGUAUUGCGAGUCCAUUCACGUCACGAAUACCAGACAUCACAUGCGUACCAACAGUGAUACAACAAGGACGCGCCGCUCUAGUCACAUCAUUUGGAAUUUUCAAAUUUAUGGUCACCUAUUCACUCACUGAAUUUCUCUCAGCAAUUAUUCUCUAUUCAAUUGAUUCGAAUGUCACUGAUUUACAAUUUCUCUUCAUCGACAUUUGUCUUAUUGUGAAUUUUGCCUUUUUCUUUGGUAAAACACAAGCGUUCGAGGGGAAAUUAUCAAAGAAAGCACCAAUGACAAGUCUCUUAAGUUUUACCCCAUUAUUUUCAUUGGCACUGCAAAUGUUAAUUAACAUUUGCUUUCAAGUCGCUGCAUUUCAUGGUGUUAAACAAUUUUCCUGGUAUGUGCCUUUCAAAAAUUCCGAGGCACUAAAUUACGCAUGCUGGGAGAAUUACUCCGUAUUUUGUGUCUCAAUGUUUCAAUAUAUAACAAUGGCGAUUAUAUUUUCACGUGGAAAACCAUAUCGUAAGGCGAUUUAUACAAAUCGUUUGUUUACGCUCUCAAUUUUAUUUAUGACAAUUGUGAGUGUUUAUAUAACAAUGUAUCCUGCCGAAUGGAUUAUAAAUGCCUUGCAACUUAUCUUGCCGCCUGAUUAUGAUUGGAGGGCGAUUAUUCUAGUAAUGGCUUUAAUCAAUUUUUUCCUCUGCUUCACUUUGGAGAAAUUUCUUGUUGAAUUUCUCAUUGAGAAACGUCUGAAGAGGAAAUUUCAUCGAAUCGAGAAUUCAAGGAAAAGAUAUUUGCAGAUUGAAGAAAAUCUACGUGAAAAUGAAAAAUGGCCAAUAUUGAGUAAAGAACUUCCAAUUUUAUCAAUUAAUCAAUCAAACGGAGGGAUUUCAACGGAUGAGAAAACUUUGCUCACGGAAAAAUCAUCGAAUUCAAAUAAUAAACAAUACUCAUCGAUAAAUGAAAUUAAUCAAGAGAAAAGUGGAAUUGAAAAUCUCGCCUUUUUCGUUGACGAGGUGACAAACUCUGAAAAUAUGAUUACUAAAUUUUAAUUUUAUCAUAUAUAUAUGUGUAUAUGAUUUUACUUAUCUAUUUAAAAA
Leptopilina heterotoma is the source of this 4260-nucleotide messenger RNA. Its product is annotated as polyamine-transporting ATPase 13A3-like. Gene Ontology annotation, cellular component: membrane. The coding region runs from base 520 to 4212 and encodes 1230 amino acids. NCBI's taxonomy places the organism in Eukaryota, Metazoa, Arthropoda, Insecta, Hymenoptera, Figitidae. Gene Ontology annotation, biological process: intracellular calcium ion homeostasis; polyamine transmembrane transport. The transcript is spliced from 19 exons. The record is from RefSeq and is a predicted model, not a curated record. Gene Ontology annotation, molecular function: P-type transmembrane transporter activity; polyamine transmembrane transporter activity; ATP binding.